Xenopus laevis (African clawed frog) is the source of this 3030-nucleotide messenger RNA. Its product is annotated as zinc finger protein 239. The transcript has 11 exons. NCBI's taxonomy places the organism in Eukaryota, Metazoa, Chordata, Amphibia, Anura, Pipidae. The record is from RefSeq and is a predicted model, not a curated record. Bases 343 to 2439 code for a protein of 698 amino acids.
GGAGGAUGAGUGACGGACGGUAAAAGCAUCCGAUGCGGCAUUACUAAGCCGUAGGCCAUUGCACGGAAGACAGGAAUUUUCCGGAGGAUGUCCUAAAAUGCGUUCCGUACCUAUCUCUUUAUCAGCGUACCAGUAACCCACCCAGGACAGCUGGCCACGGCAUUUCCUUGUUUGUCCCGCCCCAUGUGCGUAUAGCGUGUGCGUACGUCCUUUCCCCUUUUCCACUACUGUUGGUAUAAUAAACUUUGAGCGCCGUAAAUGCACGUUGCUUCCUUUCACAACCACGCAGACGGACGCAGAAGGAAGGAAAUGGUAUUGAGAAGUUCAGUUUAGGCUGCAGCAAUGCGAGCUACUAGUAAUUUCUCUGCAAAUACUCCACCUAUCUCUAACAUCACUAAAAGGGGGUAUAGAGCAACUUCUAACUUAUGUGCAGAUCCUGAAGCAAUUUCUCUUGUUUCAGUCUCUCUAGCAUCACUCCACCAUCUUGUACUGUUGUGUCAUCAUCAUGGCAGGAGCUGUGCUUCUCCCCUUUCUCUGCUGUCAAAUUUUUCCUUCACAGAAACAAAGAAUAAAAUACAAUUUCUGUGGGGCUGUGGAGCAAACCAUCAGUUUCACUGGGACCCGUUAGAAUGUAGUACAGAGAUGGAGGGUUGUGCUACACUGAAAGAGCAUUCUGAGAGCACAGUGAGACAACUUUGUGAUAAUGAACAAGAAACUCUGCUUUGUAAUACAGGCAUACUUUCUAAUAACCUUACUAUGCAGGAGAAAUGUAACUUGAUUGUAGAAGUAUCGGAGAGUUUUAACACACAGAGCACAUAUGUCAAAGGAUCCAGCCAGCACACUGAUGUAUGUAGUGAUAUAGGAUGCCCCAAGAAUGCAGAAAAAGACAUUCAAAUGCCUGAUACAAGUUGGAAACCAUCUGAGACAUAUCACAGAAAGGAGGGUAGCACACCAGCAGAACUCACAGGCGAGUUGAGGCAACAGAAAAUUUCUGUGGAAAAUCAGCAGUUGAGUCCACUGGCAGAAAAUACACUUGAUCAUACUGGUAAACGUGAUAUGAUACAGGUCAAAGAUUCACAUAUGAAGAUGGUCAGAUGUAAGUUUAAAGCUCUAACUACAUGUCUUGGUGGUAAUUUAGGUGCUGAUGGCAAACAACAGGGCACCUCUUUAAGCUCUUCAAAGAAAAAAAAUAAAGAUUGUAGCACUGGAAAGUGCAGAAACAUAUGCUCUCCCCAUGGGAAAACUAUACCUCUUACAGAAAAAGAAAAGGAGCGACAGGCUGAAGGUUAUAAUCGAGACCAUGAAAUAGAAUUCACUACUAUAGAGAAAUCACAUUACGUUGAGACAUCCAGAGAUAUUUGUGAAAUAUUAAGUGAUUCACUUGCGAGAGAUCAAAAAGAUGAAAUCGUUGCAGAGGUGGCUAAGAUGAACAACUGCAGCAAUGAAGGAGAGCAUGGUUUGAACAAGCAUCAACCAGAGGAUGGAAACGUACAAAACCAGACCUCUAAUAGACACAAACCUUUUGUGGAUGAAGAACUUGCUGAAAUAUGUAAAAAGAGGAUAAGGAAAUCAACUCCAAGUGAGCUUUUCCUAUGUGAAGUGGAUAACUGUGGAAAGGUAUUCUCCAAGAGACAGUAUUUGAAUUAUCAUCAGAAAUACCAGCAUGUGAAUCAGCGUACAUUUUGCUGUCCGGUACCAGAGUGUGGGAGAAAAUUUAACUUCAAAAAACAUUUAAAGGAACAUGAAAAAAGGCACAGCAACCGAAGGGAUUUUAUCUGUGAAUUUUGUGCUCGUGCUUUCCGUAGCAGCAGUAACCUCAUCAUCCACCACCGAAUCCACACUGGGGAGAAACCACUUCAAUCCAACUUUAAAGUGGCAAAUGCACUGCAAAUGGUGCUGCUGCUACAUACUCGCCUCCUCCUUCCUGCACAGCUGCCCACACACUUCCUGCUGCGCAGGGACUCUGCAGACACGCUGUCCAGGCUGCCUUCAUCGGUUCCAGCGAUCCUCCUGCUACAAAAACGAUGUGAAUUUUGUGGAUUCACCUGCAGGCAGAAGGCUUCCCUUAACUGGCACAUGAAGAAACAUGAUGCUGACACUUUCUACCAGUUCCCCUGUAAUAUCUGUGGUCAACGGUUUGAGAAACGUGAUAACCUUGCUGCUCACAGAAGCCGCAAGCAUCUUGCUCCUCCUGAAUCUGCAUCUGUAGAAAAUUCUGCAAAAGUGAAUGAACAAGAAAAAUCAUCCUGCUGUAAAACACUCACUCCUGAGAACUUUUCUACUAAUGCAGAGGCAACGGCAGACACGACUCAGGGUGUCAAAGAGUCAACGUUCAAUCGAUGUCAAGAUCUGACAGAUAAUACAAAUGACAGACUCCAAGAAAAUGCUCAGGUUUCAGGCCAUGUCCAAUCUGAGAUAUCUUUAGUGAUUAUUUUGUAAUUUAGCCCUGUGUUAGGUGUGUUUGAAUGGGAACUAUGGAAAUUAUAGCGUGGCAUUAUAUACAAUAGGGAGUGAUCAUAUACACUAAUCUCGCAGACAAUGAUGUUAUAGGUGUUGUGACUUUUUAAAAGUAACUGUCCGUGUUUGAAAUGUUACUAAUCUGAAAAUCAAACGGGAGUUGCCACCCAUCCUGCUUGAAACAGAUAUUAAAAAAGUAUACUCUGCCCUGCAUCAUGAAUCUUAAGAUUCAAUACAUUUGUAGUGUUGCCAAUCAAGCCUUUCAAAUUGGACAUGUACUGUAUAAAUGUACUCAUGUUGCUUGACAGAUUACCAGAUUAUAUGUACAUAGUUUGGUUGCAAAGUUUUGGUGAAUAGACAUUCAUUUAAAAUCUAGUUUUUGUACUGGGCCACAAUAAUGCAUUUUUGUGGGGAAACAUUAUUUUUGUAUAUGCUCAGUGAUGAUAAUUUAGUCUGUUUAUAAGGACUAGUGCUCUGGCAAGGAACUGUAACUACAGUGCUUUAGGUAUGUGGAUUAUAUCCACUUUGUCAAGCUUUAAAGGAGAAGGAAAGGCUAAAAUUAAGUAAGCUUUA